This is a messenger RNA of Closterium sp. Naga37s-1, 1389 nucleotides long. NCBI's taxonomy places the organism in Eukaryota, Viridiplantae, Streptophyta, Zygnematophyceae, Desmidiales, Closteriaceae. The record is from the annotation of a GenBank genome assembly.
AUGGCGUCUGCUACGCUGGUCGUGACUCUGGUUGCUUGGUGCUGUCUGGUCAGCGCUGCUCGUGCCGAUCUCGGCUACGCUCCUUCGGACUUGUCAAAUGAAGUCUCGCUGCAGGCCCUGUUCGAGCGAUGGUCCGUGAAGCACGGCAAGGUUUUCGGAGUUGCUGAGAAGGAGUCUCGUUUCCGCACGUUCGUGGAUAACUUGCACUUCGUUCACAACCUGAACUCGCAGGGCAAGAAGUUUACUCUUGCUCUCAAUGAAUUCGCUCACCUGUCGCACGAGGAGUUCAAGUCGACGCGCUUGGGCUUCCGUAAGGAAAUGGAUUCUCGCAGCGGCAGGCCGCUUCGUGGAAACUUCAUGCACGCUGACGUCAACGCUCCGGAGGAAGUCGACUGGCGCAAGGAGGGAGCGGUGACUGAUGUCAAGAAUCAGGGCCAAUGCGGGAGUUGCUGGGCGUUUUCGACUACUGGAGCUGUUGAGGGUAUCAACAAGAUCGUGACUGGCGAGCUGAUCUCGCUGUCAGAGCAGGAGUUGGUAGACUGCGACACGAAGAAGGAUCAGGGAUGUGGUGGUGGACUCAUGGACUUCGCGUUCGAAUUCAUCAUUAAGAACGGCGGUCUUGACACCGAGGAGGAUUAUCCUUACGACGCAACAGCUCACAAGUGUAACAAGGCUAAGAUGAACACCCACGUUGUCACAAUUGACGACUUCGAAGACGUUCCUUCCAACAGCGAGGCCGGCCUCAAGAAGGCGCUUGCUGUUCAGCCUGUUUCCGUCGCAAUUGAGGCGGAUCGGCGGGAAUUCCAGUUCUAUUCGAGUGGUAUUUUCGACGGCGAGUGCGGCACAGAUCUGGACCAUGGCGUUCUGGCCGUCGGAUACGGCACAGAGAACGGAACGGAUUACUGGAUUGUGAAGAACUCGUGGGGUCCUCGCUGGGGUGACCACGGCUUCAUCAGGCUGGUCAGGAAUGUCGAAGCUGAGGAAGGCCAGUGCGGUAUCGCCAUGCAGGCAUCGUAUCCUAUCAAGAAGGGACCCAACCCACCUCCCGGCCCUCAGCCUCCUCCCACUCCCCCUCCUUCUCCUGAGGUGUGUGACCGCAAGCACGAGUGUCCCCACGGCACCACCUGCUGCUGCGGUCUCCCUCUUGGAAAGCUGUGCCUGUCGUGGGGAUGCUGCCCCAUGGAGCAUGCCACCUGCUGCGACGACCACCACCACUGCUGCCCUCAGCAGUACCCCGUCUGCCGCACUGACAUUGGCAUCUGCACAAUGAGCCCCAAUAUGGAGUUUGGAGUGCCGCUGCUCACUCGCUCCCAGGCACACUUCCGCUGGCCGUUCCUGCGUGAUGUGCUGGGACGCAAGGUGGGACAGGAACAGGAGAAUGCCUCCUAG